Molecule: messenger RNA, 375 nt
Organism: Paramecium primaurelia
Lineage: Eukaryota; Ciliophora; Oligohymenophorea; Peniculida; Parameciidae
Source: the annotation of a GenBank genome assembly
AUGGAAAUACAUUAGCUUCUGGUAGUAAUGAUAACUCUAUCCGCCUAUGGGAUGUAAAGACAGGAUAAGAAAUUAAAUCAUCUGAUAAAAACUACAAAGAUAUUCUUGCAUAAUUUAAAAUACCACUUUAGAAUAGCUCAUUAUUACCAAAUGAUAUUUGUUAUUUAUUAUUAUUUAUUUGAGCCAGAUCGUACAAUACUUAGGAUUUGUUAGAAUCCUUUAUUAGAAGCACAAGGAACACUUAUCUUAUAAGGAGAAUUCAUCAACCAUUAAGGGAAAUAUUUAAAACCUUUUUUUAAAUCUAAAGGAGGUUGCCUUUUGGAAACUAUAAAAAACUUUGACAUAAAGAAAAAAGAAGAUUGUAUUGUAUAUUGA